Messenger RNA from Anguilla rostrata (American eel), 12309 nucleotides. Its product is annotated as talin-2-like. Gene Ontology annotation, biological process: cell-cell adhesion. Gene Ontology annotation, cellular component: ruffle; focal adhesion; cytoskeleton. The record is from RefSeq and is a predicted model, not a curated record. Lineage: Eukaryota; Metazoa; Chordata; Actinopteri; Anguilliformes; Anguillidae. The transcript has 58 exons. Gene Ontology annotation, molecular function: integrin binding; actin filament binding; structural constituent of cytoskeleton.
UCCUUUUUUCAUUUCUCUCUCACCAUUAAGGUUGAGAAUCUCUCGGCGAGGAGGGGUUUGACAGUGGAAAGGCAGGACUGCAUCUCGGCUACGCUACACAUCCAAGCCUGGCAGCUUGCAAUGAAACACUAGCGGAUUGUCAGCUGAAAGUAUCUGCAGAUAUCCCAGGCUGCUUCACCCCAGCAGUAAGGUGUAGACGUCAGUGAGAUGGUGGCCCUGUCGCUGAAGAUAUGCGUGCGCCAGUGCAACGUGGUGAAGACCAUGCAGUUCGAACCCUCGACUGCGGUCUACGAUGCCUGCCGGAUCAUCAGAGAGAGGGUACCAGAGGCACAGACUGGACAGGCCUCUGACUAUGGCCUCUUCCUUUCGGAUGACGACCCCAGGAAAGGAAUCUGGUUGGAGUCGGGAAGAACCCUGGAUUACUACAUGCUCCGGAACGGGGACAUUCUCGAGUACAAGAAGAAGCAGAGACCGCAGCGCAUCAGAAUGCUGGACGGCGCCAUUAAGACCAUCAUGGUGGACGACUCCAAAACCGUGGGCGAGCUGCUGGUCACCAUAUGCAGUAGAAUAGGAAUCACCAACUAUGAGGAGUACUCGCUGAUCCAGGAGCAGGUGGAGGACAGGCGGGAGGAAGGCUCGGGGACAUUGAGGAAGGACAGGUCCCUGCUGAGAGACGAGAGGAAGAUGGAGAAGCUGAAGGCCAAGCUGCACACGGAUGACGAUCUGAACUGGCUGGACCACAGUCGGACAUUUCGGGAGCAGGGCGUGGAGGAGAGCGAGACGCUGCUGCUCAGGCGUAAGUUCUUCUACUCGGAUCAGAAUGUGGACUCCAGGGACCCCGUCCAGCUCAACCUUCUGUAUGUGCAGGCGCGGGACGACAUCCUGAACGGAUCCCACCCCGUGUCUUUCGACAAGGCCUGCGAGUUUGGCGGGAUCCAGGCCCAGAUCCAGUUCGGACCGCACGUGGAGCACAAACACAAGCCGGGCUUCCUGGACCUGAAGGAAUUUCUGCCCAAAGAGUACAUUAAACAGAGGGGGUCUGAAAAAAAGAUCUUUCAGGAACACAAGAGCUGCGGGGAGAUGAGCGAGAUCGAGGCCAAAGUGAAGUACGUGAAGCUGGCCAGGUCCCUGCGCACGUACGGCGUGUCCUUCUUCCUGGUGAAGGAAAAAAUGAAAAGCAAGAAUAAGCUCGUCCCGCGGUUGCUGGGCAUUACCAAAGAGUCCGUCAUGCGCGUGGACGAGAAGACCAAAGAUGUGGUCCAGGAGUGGCCGCUCACCACCGUGAAGAGAUGGGCCGCCUCCCCCAAGAGCUUCACCCUGGAUUUCGGGGAGUACCAGGAGAGCUACUAUUCUGUCCAAACCACCGAAGGGGAGCAGAUCUCCCAGCUCAUUGCGGGGUACAUCGACAUAAUCCUGAAGAAGAAGCAAAGCAAGGAUCGUUUUGGCUUAGAGGGCGAUGAAGAAUCUACAAUGCUGGAAGAAUCAGUCUCGCCCAAAAAGUCCACCAUCUUGCAGCAGCAGUUUAACCGGGUGGGGCGGGUGGAGCACGGCUCGGUGGCGCUGCCCGCCGUCAUGCGCUCGGGUUCGGUCGGCCCCGAGUCCUUCAACACGGGCACCAUGCCCACCGCCCAGCAGCAGGUCACCACGGGCCAGAUGCACAGAGGACACAUGGCACCGCUGAGUUCAGCUCAGCAGGCUCUGAUGGGCACCAUUAACACCAGCAUGCAGGCCGUCCAGCAAGCACAGACCGACCUGGGGGAGCUGGACACCCUCCCCCCUCUGGGACAGGACAGGGCGUCCCGGGUCUGGGUCCAGAACAAAGUUGACGAGUCCAAGCACGAAAUCCACUCCCAGGUGGAUGCCAUCACCGCCGGCACGGCGUCCGUCGUCAACCUCACCGCAGGGGACCCCACAGACACUGACUACACGGCAGUGGGCUGCGCCAUCUCCACCAUCUCCUCCAACCUGACGGAGAUGUCCAAGGGCGUCAAGCUGCUGGCGGCCCUGGUGGAGGACGAGGCGGGCAGCGGGCAGGACCUCAUGAGGGCGGCCAGGACCCUGGCGGGGGCCGUGUCCGACCUGCUGAAGGCCGUGGAGCCGGCGUCCGGCGAGCCUCGACAGACGGUGUUGACUGCAGCAGGCAGCAUCGGCCAGGCCAGCGGCGACCUCCUCAGGCAAAUCGGGGAGAGCGAGACGGACGAACGCUUUCAGGACGUCCUGAUGACCCUGGCCAAAGCGGUGGCCAACGCCGCCGCCAUGCUGGUGCUGAAGGCCAAGAACGUGGCGCAGGUGGCAGAGGACGCGGCGCUGCAGAACAGGGUGAUCUCAGCUGCUACCCAGUGCGCCCUCUCCACCUCCCAGCUGGUGGCCUGUGCCAAGGUGGUGAGUCCCACCAUCAGCUCCCCGGUGUGCCAGGAGCAGCUGGUGGAGGCGGGGAAGCUGGUGGACCGCUCGGUGGAGGGCUGCGUGAAGGCCUGCCACUUGGCCACCGAGGAGGCGGAGCUUCUGCGGCAGGUGGGCGCGGCCGCCAGCGUGGUGAGCCAGGCGCUCAGCGACCUCCUCCAGCACGUCCGCCACUACGCCAGUCGAGGGGAGCCCAUCGGCCGCUACGACCAGGCCACCGACACCAUCAUGACCGUCACCGAGAGCAUCUUCUGCUCUAUGGGGGAUGCUGGUGAGAUGGUCCGCCAGGCCAGGGUUCUGGCCCAGGCCACCUCCGACCUGGUGAACGCCAUGAGGUCGGACGCCGAGGCGGAGAUCGACGUGGACAACUCCAAGAAGCUGCUCGCCGCCGCCAAACUGCUGGCCGACGCCACCGCCAGGAUGGUGGAGGCCGCGAAGGGCGCCGCGGCCUACCCGGAGAACGAGGACCAGCAGCAGAGGCUGCGGGAGGCGGCCGAGGGGCUGCGCGUGGCCACCAACGCCGCCGCCCAGAACGCCAUCAAGAAGCAAGCUGGAUGACGCUCACCUAAUGCCGCCAAGCAGGCCGCGGCCGCAACCACGCAGACCAUCGCCGCUUCCCAGAAUGCAGCUACCUCCAACAAGAACACCGCGGCGCACCAGCAGCUGGUGCAGAGCUGCAAGGUAGUGGCAGACCACAUUCCUCAGCUGGUCCAGGGAGUCCGCAGCAGCCAGGCCCAGCCUGAGGACCUGAGUGCCCAGCUCACGCUCAUCAUUGCCAGCCAGAACUUCCUCCAGCCUGGAAGUAAAAUGGUGACGUCGGCGAAGUCGGCAGUCCCCACGGUGAACGACCAGGCGGCGGCCAUGCAGCUGGGCCAGUGUGCCAAAAACCUGGCCACCUGCCUGGCGGAGCUCAGGACCGCUGCGCAGAAGGCCCACGAAGCCUGCGGUCCCAUGGAAAUAGACUCUGCCCUUACUUCGGUACAGACUCUGAAGAGUGAACUUCAGGACGCCAAGAUGGCCGCCGCUGACGGGCAGCUUAAACCACUGCCUGGAGAAUCGCUUGAAAAGUGUGCUCAAGACCUGGGAAGCACAUCCAAGGCAGUGGGCUCCUCCAUGGCCCAGCUGCUCACCUGUGCUGCACAAGGCAAUGAGCACUACACAGGUGUGGCUGCCAGGGAGACCGCCCAGGCCCUGAAGACCCUGGCCCAGUCCGCCCGGGGUGUGGCUGCCUCCACCACCGACCCCCAGUCAGCGGCGGCCAUGUUGGAUUCAGCCCGCGAUGUCAUGGAGGGCUCCGCCUUGCUGAUCCACGAGGCCAAGCAGGCCCUGGUUGCCCCCGGCGAUGCAGAGAGUCAGCAGAGGUUGGCGCAGGUCGCCAAGGCCGUGUCUCACUCGCUGAAUAACUGCGUGAACUGCCUGCCGGGACAGAAGGACGUGGACAUGGCCCUGAAGAGCAUCGGGGAGUCCAGCAAGAAGCUGCUGGUGGAUACUCUCCCCCCCUCCACCAAGUCCUUCCAGGAGGCCCAAGGCGACCUCAACCAGACGGCCGCCGACCUCAACCAUUCAGCCGGGGAGGUGGUCCAUGCGUCCCGGGGCACCAGCAGCCAGUUGGCCGUGGCCUCUGGGAAAUUUGGGGAGCACUUCGACGAGUUCCUUGACGCUGGCAUCGAGAUGGCGGGCCACACCCAGAGCACAGAGGACCAGAUCCAGGUGAUUGGGAACCUAAAAAGCAUCUCCAUGGCCUCCAGCAAGCUGCUCCUGGCUGCCAAGUCGCUUUCAGUGGACCCUGGGGCAGCCAACGCCAAAAACCUACUGGCAGCUGCUGCCAGAGCAGUGACAGAGAGCAUUAACCAGCUCAUCACACUGUGUACCCAGCAGGCCCCGGGGCAAAAGGAGUGUGACAACGCCCUGCGAGAGCUGGAGGCAGUGAAAGGGAUGCUGGAGAACCCCAACGAGCCGGUCAGCGACCUGUCCUACUUCGACUGCAUCGAGAGCGUGAUGGAGAACUCCAAGGUGCUGGGGGAGUCCAUGGCGGGCAUGUCCCAGAACUGCAAGACGGGCGACGUGCCCGCGUUCGGGGAGUGCGUGUCCGGAGCUUCCAAAGCGCUGUGCGGACUGACCGAGGCCGCCGGGCAGGCCUCUUAUCUGGUGGGCGUGUCUGACCCCAACAGCCAGGCGGGUCACCAGGGGCUGGUGGAUCCCAUCCAGUUUGCGAGAGCCAAUCAAGCCAUCCAGAUGGCCUGCCAGAACUUGGUGGACCCCGGCAGCAGCCCGUCCCAAGUGCUCUCCGCGGCCACCAUCGUCGCCAAGCACACCUCGGCCCUGUGCAACGCCUGCCGCCUGGCCUCCUCCAAAACCACCAACCCCGUGGCUAAGAGGCACUUUGUCCAGUCCGCCAAGGAGGUGGCCAACAGCACCGCUAACCUCGUCAAAACCAUAAAGGCGCUUGAUGGGGACUUCUCAGAAGAAAACAGGGACAGGUGUCGAGUUGCCACAGCACCACUCAUCGAGGCUGUGGAGAACCUGACGGCUUUCUCCUCCAACCCAGAGUUCGCCAGCAUUCCUGCACAGAUCAGCAAUGAGGGUUCAGCUGCUCAGGAGCCCAUCCUGCGGUCGGCGUGUGCCAUGCUGGACAGCUCCACCCAGCUGCUCGACACUGCCCGCUCGCUCGUCAUCAACCCCAAGGACCCGCCUACCUGGUCCGUCUUGGCUGGCCACUCCCGCACCGUGUCCGACUCCAUCAAGAGCCUCAUCACCGCCAUCAGGGACAAAGCCCCAGGUCAGAGGGAGUGCGACUACUCCAUCGACAGCAUUAACAAGUGCAUCCGGGACAUCGAGCAGGCCUCUCUGGCUGCUGUCAGCCAGAGUCUGCCCACACGAGAUGACAUCUCGCUGGAGGCUUUGCAGGACCAGCUGACAUCUGCAGUGCAGGAGAUCGGCCAUCUCAUUGACCCCAUCAUGACAGCCGCAAGGGGCGAGGCCGCCCAGCUGGGGCACAAGGUGACUCAGCUGGCCAGUUACUUUGAGCCCCUGGUUGUGGCCUCGGUGGGCAUGGCCUCUAAGCUCCUGGACCACCAGCAGCAGAUGAUCGUGUUGGACCAGACCAAGACCCUGGCAGAGUCCUCCCUUCAGAUGCUGUACGCUGCCAAGGAAGGAGGGGGUAACCCAAAAGCGUGCCACACCCAUGACGCCAUCGCCGAGGCUGCCCAGCUGAUGAGGGAGGCGGUCGAUGACAUCAUGGUAACCCUGAACGAGGCAGCCAGCGAGGGCGGCAUGGUGGGAGGGAUGGUGGAGUCCAUCGCAGAAGCCAUGGGCAGGCUGGACGAAGGCACGCCCCCGGAGCCGGAGGGCUCCUUUGUGGACUACCAGACGACGAUGGUGAAGUACUCCAAAGCCAUCGCAGUCACCGCCCAGGAGAUGAUGGCGAAGUCCGUGACCAGCCCGGAGGAGCUGGGCGGCCUGGCCUCUCAGGUGACCGCAGACUACGGCCAGCUGGCCCUGCAGGGACGACUGGCGGCCGCCACAGCAGAGCCAGAGGAGAUCGGGUUCCAGAUAAAGACUCGGGUCCAGGAGCUGGGCCACGGCUGCAUCUUCCUGGUCCAGAAGGCGGGCGCCCUGCAGGUGACCCCCACGGACAGCUUCACCAAGAGGGAGCUCAUCGAGUGCGCACGCGCCGUCACCGAAAAGGUCUCCAUGGUGCUGUCGGCCCUGCAGGCAGGGAACAAGGGGACACAGGCCUGCAUCACGGCCGCCGGCGCCGUCACCGGGAUCAUCGCAGACCUGGACACCACCAUCAUGUUCGCCUCGGCUGGCACACUCAACGCCGAGAACAACGAGUCCUUCGCCGACCACAGGGAGAACAUCCUGAAGACUGCCAAGUCCUUGGUGGAGGACACCAAGAUGCUGGUGGCGGGGGCGGCCUCCAGCCCGGACAAGCUGGCCCAGGCAGCCCAGUCCUCCGCCAAGACCAUCACCCAGCUGACCGACGUGGUGAAGCUGGGCUCGGCCAGCAUCGGGUCCGACGACCCGGAGACGCAGGUGGUGCUGAUAAACGCGGUGAAGGACGUGGCGAAGGCGCUGGCCGAGCUGAUCGGGGCCACCAAAUGCGCAGCGGGAAAACCGGCCGACGACCCGUCCAUGUACCAGCUGAAGAGCGCCGCCAAGGUGAUGGUGACGAACGUGACGUCGCUCCUGAAGACGGUGAAGGCGGUGGAGGACGAGGCCACUCGCGGGACGAGGGCGCUGGAGGCCACCAUAGAGUGCAUCAAGCAGGAGCUAACGUUGUUCCACUCCAAGGACGUUCCGGAGAAGUCCACCACCCCUGAAGAGUUCAUCCGCAUGACCAAGGGCAUCACCACGGCGACAGCCAAAGCCGUGGCGGCGGGCAACUCCGCCCAGCAGGAGGACGUGAUCUCGACGGCCAACCUGAGCCGCAAGGCCAUCUCCGACAUGCUGACCGCGUGCAAGCAAGCUGCGUACCACCAGGAGGUGAGUGAGGACGUGCGGGACAGAGCCCUGGUCCUGGGGAGUGAGUGUACAGCAGGGUACCUGCGCCUGCUGGAGCACGUGCUGCAGGUUGUGCAGAAGCCCACGCCGGAGCAGAAGCAGCAGCUCCCGCCGUUCUCUAAGCGCGUGGCCAGCGCCGUCACCGAGCUCAUCCAAACGGCGGAGGCCAUGAAAGGCUCGGAGUGGGUGGACCCAGAAGACCCCACUGUGGUUGCGGAGACGGAGCUCCUGGGGGCGGCGGCAUCCAUUGAGGCCGCAGCCAAGAAACUCGAACAGCUCAAGCCAAGAGGAAAGCCCAAGCAAGCAGACGAGACCUUGGACUUUGAGGAGCAGAUCUUGGAGGCGGCCAAAUCCAUCGCCGCAGCGACCAGUGCCCUGGUGAAGUCGGCUUCGGCGGCACAGAGGGAGCUGGUGGCGCAGGGCAAGGUGGGGUCUAUCCCUGCUAAUGCCGUGGAUGAUGGCCAGUGGUCCCAAGGCCUCAUCUCUGCUGCUCGCAUGGUGGCCGCGGCGACCAGCAGCCUGUGUGAAGCGGCGAACGCCUCGGUCCAGGGCCACGCCAGCGAGGAGAAGCUCAUCUCCUCCGCUAAGCAGGUGGCCGCCUCCACCGCUCAGCUGCUGGUGGCCUGCAAGGUCAAAGCUGACCAGGACUCCGAAGCCAUGAAGAGACUGCAGGCUGCGGGGAACGCGGUGAAGAGGGCGUCCGAUAACCUGGUUCGAGCCGCGCAGAAGGCGGCCUUCGCGAAGGUGGACGAUGACAGCGUGGUGGUCAAGACCAAGUUCGUUGGAGGGAUUGCUCAGAUCAUUGCAGCGCAGGAAGAGAUGCUGAGGAAGGAGAGGGAGCUGGAGGAGGCCAGGAAGAAGCUGGCGCAGAUUCGACAGCAGCAAUACAAGUUCCUGCCCACAGAGCUGCGGGAGGAAGGGAACUGAACCUCAAACUCCAACUGAACCAAUCUUACCCAAGCUGAGCCAACCCAACCCAACCUAACAUUACACACACUGAACCAACCAAACCUAAUCUUACACACGCUGAACCAACACAACUCAACCUUACACACACUGAGCCAUCCCAACCUAAACUUACAUGAGCUGAGGCAACUCAACCUUACACAUGCUGAACCAACCCAAGCCAAUCUUACACAUGCUGAGCCAACACAACCUAACCUUACCCAAGCUGAACCAACCCAACUUAAACCUACCCAAGCUAAACCAACCCAAGCAAACCUUACAUGAGCUGAACCAAUUCAAGCUAACCUUAGCCAAGCUGAACCAAACCAGCCCAAACCUGACCCAAGCUAAACCAAUACAACCCAACCUAAGACAAGCUGAACCAACAUAAGCCAACCUUACCUAAGCUCAAACAAACUAAGCCAACCUUAGCUAAGCUCAACCAACCAAAAUCAACUUCACCGUUGCUGAACCAACACAAGUAAACCUAACCAAGCUGAACCAAUACAAACCAACUUUACUGAACCUGAAACAACCCAAGCCAACCUUACCAAGCUGAACCUACCCAACCUUGCCUGACCUAGACUGAAUGGCCCCUAUCCAAUCAAUUGUACCUGACAAAGACAAACCUACCUGACUCAGCACUACCCAACACAACCUUACAAAUACUGACACAACCAUUGACCCAACCCAACCUGAUGUAACCCACACCAACCUGAACUGGACCAGCCUUUCCCGAUCUGACCCAUCCCAUACUGCACUGAUUGUGUGUGCGUGUGCGUGCGUGUAUUUCUGACUGUCUCUGUCUUUAUGUGACGUGUACAGGCCCAUUUUACAGGCUAGCUCACUCAGUGUGUGAGCCAACAGAGCUGGCUGGUGUCAGCUUCAGACAGCCUGUGAAAAAGAGCUCUGUUCCUGCUUGCUCAGGAGUCAGAAGCAGCAGCGAAAGUGUGAAGCAGGUACCCAGUCACACCAUGUAUCACACUCACUUUAAUCAUUGGAAUGACUGUAAGUCUAAUAUUAUAAACACUUCCAAAUGUUCAUAUUGUCUUUGUGAAGGGGGUUGUUUAAAGCAAUUGUUUCAAGCCUCUGAUAAAGUGUUUCUUUCUACCGGCAGGAAGGAAUUUCAUGAUCGACAGAGAGUAUGUGUAUGCGCAAACACACACGCAAAAUCUGUUGUUUUAUAUCUUUUCAAGAAAAAGAAAAUAGUUAUUUUAGCCUUUUGAAGGCAAAACCCACACAGUAAAUCCACAGCAAAUCUCUAUAGGAGACUGGAGGUGUUCCUCAAGCCCUGUACUGCUUACUCCCUCUCCAAAAUGUUCUGUUCCUAUGAUCUUGAUCUUGAGUAUGGUGUACCGAAAGGCAGGGAUAUUUGGACAGUGAAGGAUGAUUUAUUUUUGUCUUUAUUUUCUUUGGAUUUAAUCCUUUCAAUCCAUUCUUCCAAUGGUGUGGAGAGCAUCCUUUUAGCUACUGCAACAGAGCUCCAUAAGGCAGAAGCUCAACAGCUUUCUGAGCCCACAAUGCACCUUGUGUUUGAAUACGUUUACUUCUUCUAUCCUAAACAUUUAUCUGCUUCUAUCUAAAUUAAAAUAUGGAAUCACAAUGUUAGCAUAUGUCAGAACAACUGCACUUACACUAUACCUGAGAUGUUCUGAUUUUCGUCCAUGCUAUAAGUAACGCAGGACAUGAAGAAGGGCGGUGUUUCGCUUUGACUGGUGUGAACGUCAAUGCAUUUGUUUAAAUAGCCUGUUAUUUAUCUUCACUUUAACACUUCAAGGCCUAGAGUUUGGGAGUCCCUGCUGUAACAACACAGAAUGCAGGACUGCAUGGGAUAUGUCUUUAUUUAGUCGGUCAUGUUAACAUGGACACCUGUGACUCCCAUUGGUAGCACCAAAAGCUUGGGUGCCCAUAUUAUCUAUGGUUAAGGUAAAGAAAGUUCUGUGAAUGUGAUCUACUUUUACUAGAAUAGAAUGGAUUGUUUCUUCUCCAUCUCUCAAACAUAGCCCGUUGGAGCACUACAUUUUAAGAAAGUAUUUAAUGCGUAUGCCUGCACAGACUGCACUUGAGAGUGCUGUAACUAUUUGUGCUGUACAGUACGUACUGUGGUAUCUACAGUCUAGUCCGAUUCGUGUUUUUCUACAUCUCUGCUACAUGUGGAGCCAGCCAUGUUCUACAGUAGCUGGUUCUCCAGGCAUUUAAAUAAAACGUUAAAAUGAAAACCGGCACAUAAAAUAAUAAAAUAGGUAGCAUUUGACAACUCUUACUCAAUACAGAUUUAGCAUAUGAGUACAUGGAACCAUGUCUAAAUUUGUUAUGUCACUUCACUAUGGAUCUAUAUAAGAUGUUAUUUUGCAGUAGAAACAAGCCAGAUGGUGUAUUUUAUUGGUUACUCAAUAAUGUAUUAUUUUUCAAAUGUGAAAAUGUAAAUGGGAUCAUUUAGCCCUCUGGGUCUCCUGCUCUGUGCCUCUGUUCUGCCCUGCUUAUUCAGUUACACAGGGUAUUAUGAAUAGUGACAGCCCUGGAUGCAUACAGAUACUCCAGCUCUGGAUGUAAGGCUUCUCUCCUGCCAUUGAAGGCCACAGAGAACCCGGACCAGGGAGUCUUAUUUCCACUUACACUGAGAAAUCAAGAUGCUUUGGGCGAUGGCUGCUGAAUAUGUAGCACUGUUGUGGUUCAAGGUGUUUUUCAAGGCAGCAUUUAAAAGUGGCCGAUGUGAAGAUGUGCUUCCUGACUUUGUACCACCCAGGUUACGGGACGCAAGCUGUUUUCGCUACAGAGCGUGUAAGCGCUCCAAGGCACCAGCAACCAGAGUAGACACGUUCCUAAAGUGAGCUGCAUUUAGUGAGUGGUCCUUCAUCGAUGGAAUCACCAGCCCAGAAUGCUUUAGAACAUGGAGCCUGCAUCGGGGUGGCAUCCAGGUGAUGUCAGUCCUGAUGACCCAUCUGUGUUUUUAGAUCCUGUUGUGAAGAAUGCAGUUUAGUUUAGUCAUUUAGCAGACGCUUGGCGCUUCACUCCUAGUCCCGUGCACUGUCUGAUGGCCGACUUUUCGCCAACUUCCCCCGUAGAUGAAGGCUCCAGUGGUUUCUACUUUAAGGGCUUUUUAGUUUUUUUGCUUUAUUUAAUAAUUUCAUUGCAUUUGCAUUUCUAGCCUGGUUCUGGCCUCGGCUUUGGGCUCAGGAGUUCUGUCAGAGCAGGUGAAUUGAUUUUGAGACUUGAAGCAGUUCCACUUCACUUUUGGGGGAGGGCUGAGACAGACUUUUCUUCACGGUACCAUGUUUCUGGUUGUAUUUCACGCUUCAGCCAAUUGAUUCCCUGUCACGGUCUCCUGACAAACAGAACUGGCCUCGCCUGGUCAUUGUGAACAAGUUUGUUUAUAGAUGUUCUCAGUGAAUACCCCCCCCCCUCCCCCACCAUUGAACUCCCCCAUUCCAAGUGUGAGAAGAUGACAUGACACCCUUGCUGCAUCGAAUAUGCAGAUGUACAGACGAUUUUGGACGUGACAUAAAUAACCCCUCUUACUCUUGCAGUGCUGUAGACGCUGUAGGGAGCGCUGACAUUUCUCAUUUUGAAGCACUCUGUAUUCUGACCACGUUUCCUCUGACUCCUGCAAUAUUUCAGCCUCAGCCCGAUGCUGAAUUACGAGAGCCAGAAACCCCGACACCUUGCCGUAUGGCGCGUUUAAUCACCGGGUCACGCACCGCUGCGCGCAACGUUUUACAAAAUGACAUCUCUUCUGUGCGCCCUUUGUCCCUGGAGAGUUUCUGGUCCGGGCUGCGUCGCGUAUUAGUGCCUUAGUCUGUUUGCUCUCAAAGUCUUUCACUUGUAAGAACUGCAGCUUGUCCGCCCCAGUUAUGGGGGCCAGGGGGUCUGCUACCCUUCAGUACUCUGCUCAGACCUGGUCUGACCCUGUCCAAAUGGGUCAGGGUCAGCCUGUCACCCCCACUCUACUCUUCCAUAUCAGCGCCUUCAUCCCCUGCUUAUUCAGCAUUGCCUUGGAGGACUGCAGAACUGUCUGCUGGUCUAAUAAUGUGCAGAUAUGUGAGACAUUGACUCUGGACCGCAUUUCAAGAGCACGUGCUAAGAUGCUUUUGAGCUCCGACAGGUGUGUUUUUCAGUCUUGCUUAAGUCUCAACAAGACUGUAGAGUUGAUGUCCUGUUCUCCUCGGUCUUUCUGUUGCCACUAUGAAUAUUGUUUGUUUGUUUUUACUCUAAUAAUAAAUGUAAGGAAGAUAUAAAUCUCAAUGAUACAGCUUAUCGUGAUGUAUUUUACUGGAAAACUAUAAGACUCGUACCUGUAUUGGAGCUGUUGUUGUUUGCUGUUCCAUUGAAGGAAUGAAGUAGUUGUCAGAGAACCACAGUGAGAGGAGACAUAAAAAAUAAUCUGUAUGUAAACUAUUUAUCUGGCCACAAAAAAAAUAUUUUUUGUAUUCACUGAAAAUAAAGGCUUUCAAAUUA